Messenger RNA from Labrus bergylta (ballan wrasse), 4439 nucleotides. It is a transcript of the gene plcb2, whose product is annotated as phospholipase C, beta 2. Gene Ontology annotation, biological process: release of sequestered calcium ion into cytosol; lipid catabolic process; phosphatidylinositol-mediated signaling. The record is from RefSeq and is a predicted model, not a curated record. Gene Ontology annotation, molecular function: phosphatidylinositol-4,5-bisphosphate phospholipase C activity; calcium ion binding. Lineage: Eukaryota; Metazoa; Chordata; Actinopteri; Labriformes; Labridae.
AUGAACAAGAAAAGGCACUUUCUGGAGCCUCCAGAGGUCAAAGACUACCUGGUCAAAGGAGAUAGAUUUACCAAGUGGUCAGAGGACUCGACAAAGACUCAUCCUGUCACCAUGAAAAUGGAUCCCAAAGGUUUUUAUGUCUACUGGAUCAACCAAAGCAAGGAGACAACGUUCCUGGAUGUUGCUACCAUCAGAGACACCAGAAUAGGAAAAUAUGCGAAACUUCCAAAACACCCUAAGGUUCGCAACGUGUUCAACCUCGACUUUCCAGACAGCAACCACCUUGCCAAAACUCUGACCAUCGUCUCAGGUCCAGACACUGUGAAUCUGACCUAUCAUAACUUCUUCGCCUCCAAAGAGAAAGUGACACAGAAUUGGGCAAAUGACAUUUUUGCAAUCGCAUACAAUGCUGCCAGGAACAAUGCAUGCAGACAAGUCUUCCUGGAGAAAAUAUACGUGCGUAUUUCUCUUCACACCAACAAGGACGGCAAGAUCCCAGUGAAAUAUAUUUACAAGAUGUUCCCUGCGGAUAAGAAGAGGGUGGAAAGUGCCUUAGCAUCAGCACACCUCCCUAAAGGAAAGUACGACUCCAUGAAGCCGGAUGUCUUCACUGAGGCUGCCUAUAAGACCUUCUUGACACAUCUCUGCCCUCGGCCUGAGAUCUACGAGAUCUUCACUUCUUACUCCAACAAACCCAUCAUGACGAAAGAAAACUUCACCAAGUUCCUCAACGAGAAGCAGAGGGACUCUCGCCUCAACGAGGAGCUGUUCCCACGUCUGCGGCAAGACCAGAUCAAGGCUUUGAUCGACAAAUAUGAACCCCUCUCUGCCAACUCAAACAGAAAUCUGAUCUCUCCAGAGGGUCUGUUGUUCUUCCUCAUGGGGCCAGAGACGUCAGUGGUCGUGCAGGACAGGCUGGCCAAGAGUCAGGACAUGACCCAACCCAUCCCCCACUACUUCAUCAAGUCCUCCCAUAACACAUACCUGACAGCUGGUCAGUUCUCGGGCGUGUCCUCCCCGGAAAUGUACCGUCAAUGUCUGCUGUCCGGCUGCCGCUGUCUGGAGCUGGACUGCUGGAAGGGCAAACCUCCAGAUGAAGAGCCAAUCAUUACCCAUGGUUUCACCAUGACAACUGAGAUCCUAUUCAAGGAUGUAAUUGAAGCCAUUGCCGAGAGUGCCUUCAAGACCUCACAGUACCCGGUUAUCCUCUCAUUCGAGAACCACGUUGACUCGGUGAAACAGCAGGAGAAGAUGGCAGACUACUGCAAAACCAUAUUUGGUGAUGCCCUGCAAACAGAGCCACUGGACAAAUACCCUCUAAAGCCAGGCCAGCAGAUUCCCAGCCCAUCUGAGCUCAUGGGCAAGAUCCUAAUCAAAAACAAGAAGGGCAGCCAUGCAAAGCCAGCCCAGAAUAAGAAAACCAGCACAGCAGCUACUGACCAGACCACAGCCACAGCUGCACCCACUCAGGACCCAAACAUCACCUCCACAGAUCCUGCCAACCCAGCACCCAGCACCCAGGAGAACCAAGAGGGGGACGCAGCUGUGGAGGACAACGAGGAGACGGAGGAGACAGACGAGCAGGAUGAGGAAAAAAUGAAGACAUCGGAUGAGGGCACAGCUGGACAAGAAGUCACAGCAUACGAGGCCAUGUCAUCUAUUGUCAACUACAUCCAGCCAAACAAGUUCAUCUCUUUUGACAAUGCCAGAAAGAAAAACAAGAGUUACGUCAUAUCAUCUUUUGUGGAGACCAAAGGGGAGACAAUGAUUGCCAAGACCGCUGUUGAAUUUGUCGAAUACAAUAAAAGGCAGAUGAGCAGGAUUUACCCCAAAGGAACAAGAAUGGACUCAUCCAACUACAACCCUCAGCCAUUUUGGAACGUCGGCUCCCAGAUGGUGGCGCUAAACUACCAGACCAUGGAUUUCCCCAUGCAGCUGAACAUGGCUCUGUUUGAGUUCAAUGGCAGAACAGGAUACAUCCUCAAGCAUGAUGUGCUGCGGCGAAGUGACAAAAAGUUUGAUCCUUUUUGUGACAGGAUCGACACAGUGGUGGCGAGCACACUGACAAUAAAGAUCUAUUCAGGUCAGUUUUUGUCUGACAAGAAUGUGAAAACUGGAGUGGAGGUAGAGGUGAUCGGACUGCCAGGAGACCCCAAGAAGAAAUAUCGCACCAAGUGGUCCACCACACCCAACGCCAUUAACCCCGUGUGGAACGAGGAGCCUUUUGUUUUUGACAAGAUUCUGCUCCCAGAAAUGGCCUCUCUAAGAAUUGUAGUUCACGAAGAAAAUGGUAAAUUCUUGGGACACAGGAUCAUCCCACUUGAUGCCAUCCAAUCAGGUUUCCAUCACAUCUGCCUGCGCAGUGAGAGCAACAUGCCGCUCACUCUGCCUGCUCUGUUUGUCUUCAUCGAGGUCAAGGACUAUAUCCCUGCUGCCUUUGCAGAUUUCACAGAUGCUUUAUUCAACCCGACAAAGGGCACAGAAAAGACCACAAAGACCCCAAAGGAGUCAUCCUCGGACUACAUUUCUCCCUACGAGAUGCCUCUUGUGGCCCAAACCGCUGCAGUCAUGGCCCAGGAAAGUGAAGCCCCAGUUGCAGAAAAACCAGAAUCUGAACCUGCACUACAGGUUGAUGCCAGUGAGCAAUCACCAAAGUCUCCAACGGAUCCUCCUCAAACUCCUGAGGAGGCCCCUGUUGAGGAUCCAGCCCCGGAUGCAGAAACCCUUCCUGAAGCUGUUCCAUCCUCUGAAGAGCCAGCUGCUGUAGAACCAACCCCUGAGGAAAAAGCCCCUGAAGAUCCAGCCCCUGAAGAGCCGGCACCUGAAGAGCCGGCACCUGAGGAGGAACCCGCUCCAGAGCCAGAGGAAGCUCCUGAAACUAAGGAGGAGCCUGGGACUGAGUCCACUACAAAGCAGAUCCACAAGACACAGAAGCUGCUGAUGAACCUGCUGCUGUGGUCCUGCCUGUUCCAGCAGCAGUUGCAUCGCCUGAGUCCUUAGUAAAAUGAGUCACCUCAGCCGCCCACGUCUAGUGAAGAGCCUUCGACUGUUCCCACCGAAGAACUGACACAGCACAAGAACUACCUGAAGGUCGUCAAGCGUCAGGAGAGAGAGAUGAAGGAAGCAGAAAAGAAGUAUCAGAAAAAAGGAGAGGACCUGAUUCAGAAAUAUUCUGACUCCUUCAAGGCCAUGAAGAAGAAGGCCUCAUUGAAGAAAAAGGAGGGAGAAAAGGACUCCUCUGACUCCAGCCUGAAGACGGAGCGGGUGCAGGAGCAGAAGGACAAAAUGUAUGUCGAGCUGCAGGAUUUGUGGACGGAGCAGUGCGACCAGCUGAAGAAGAAGAAAGAGCAGUGUGCUACAGAGAGACUGGCCAAACUGUUGGAGCUGGCAACAGAGAGACACACCGCUGAGCUGAAGACCCUGGAGAGCGAAUCCAAAGAAAACAAGAAGAAAUCGAUCUCAAAAUGUUCCUCCUCAGAGAAAGCAAAGCUGAAAAAGACAAUGAGCACAGAGCUGCUGGAUGAAACAAGUCAGUCUGAUGCUUCUUCUUCAAAUAACAGCCCGCAGCAAGAGGCUCUGAUGAAGAAACAAGCUGUUACACUGGAGGAGAUCAAGACCCUGACCAAUCAGCUCAAUCAGGAAGCCCUGAAGGAGCAAGCUCAGAAAAUGAGGUCUAUUCCAGCUGAGGUGAGGGAGGCCGUUAACGUCUGUGUGGGGGCCCACUUUCCUGAACUGGUCGACCAGUCAGACGGCAAGAAGGUGGAGGGGGUCGGCUUCUAUGGGGAUGUCUUCCUGGGUUAGAUGUGCAGUCUGUUCCCUGACCCAUGACUGUAACCUUGUCCUUACUGAAUAUACGCUCUGAAUGUAAUUGUAGAAGAAGAUUUGGUUAGGGAAGCUCUGUGUGAAAUUUCAAUUUAGAGCUGCUAUUCAGACAGCUUUUUUUUAGGUAGUUUUAAGUCAUAAUAAUGUUUUCAUGGAUGUCCUUCAGACCAAAAGUUUGAUGAUUUUGAAAUGAUUUUUCCUACUCUAUUUUCCUCUUUCUUUUUGUUCCUUUUCACCACUGAUAAGUGCCCCAAUACAGCGACAAAUAUCCUCUAGACCAUCACUGAAAGCUUUCGCUUGGUACUCUUCUUUGUGCUCUCAAAAUGAGUGCAAAACUGGGACAAAAAUAAAAUGUAGCAGCAAAAACGGGUAAUCGGAGUCUGCAGAGUCCAUCUGUCAGACUUCAGUUCAGUGUGAGCGACACUCCAUAGAGCCACAACAAGGCACUCACUCUCAGAUUUAGUUGUGAAGUAAAAGAGGUUAACCUACACAACAAGUGCAAUCAAUAUCUGUUGGUGAUGUGAUGAUGGAAAUGCAGACAGGAAGCACGGAUGCAAGAAGUAGUUUUUUUGAUUUUGUCCUGUGUGAAAGUUCACAAUAAACUGUUUCUUUCCCCG